CGUCGAUAGCGCACCGGAGGAGGUCGGGAGCGUCGAGAGACGCGGCGAGCAUCCCUGGGACCGCGGACCGUGAACGAGUCUUUGGCUCUCGUUGAGGAGCCCGCGGCUCUUCGUUCGAGGCGUCAUGGGGAGCAGCUGGACGCAGCGGAGGUCCUCCGGGAUACGCAUCGACCCUGGCACCCUGCAUUCCGGCGAGGGACUCGCCGUUUCCUGGCGACUCCCGAGGAUCGAGAAGUCUCGCUCGCGGCCGCGAGUGUAGGUUAGAGUGCCGAUCUUCGAGCCUUACCUGGACCGGACCGCGUGGAGUGCGUCGAGAGGACGGGGACGAGUCGCAGCGACCAUCCUUAGGGAUUAGGAGGAUCCGAGGGCCUAGGGAACUGUUCGUGACGUGCUCCGGAGACCUUACUGUCUGCGGGUGAAAGUGCUCGGUGGGUGCUCUUCGCCAUCGAGGGAUGGAUCGACCGGUGGUCGAGGCUCCCGGGGUACAGGGAAUCGCAGUAGGACACCUCGAAGCUGUUUAGAGACUUCUAAGAUGCCUCUGGAGCUUCUCCUGGGAUCAGUCCCUAAGACGUUACUGCGUUCCGAAGCUUAAUCUCGUGUCGAAGCAUCUAGCGGGGCACGAUGACGUAUAAUGGUAUGCAAGUAUGUUCUGUCGGAUUGAGGCUGGGCCGUGCCUCUUCGAGAGACCGGGGUUUAUAGGAAAGGAGGACAUUAAGGAAACGUAGUGGAGUCUAGUCGUUUAAGGAGUUAGGACCGUACCUGGGAUUUCCUAGUGGAAUCUAGCACCGUGAGUGCAAGAUUCUGCGGCUUUGUAUCGAGGUUACACGAACGAGUAAAGGAGGCUCAAGUACCGUAGUCGGGGCACCGACAAACACCUCUGGAUACUCGCAACCUUCGAUGAACGAUUCGCGCUCGGUUGGGUUACUUGAGAAAGUCACGGUAAAACAAGAACAUCCAGAUGAGGCGGAAAUCAGGGAAUUGGCUGCCAAAAUGGUGGAAGCAAACAAGGCGAAAAUGAUCGCUACCGUGCCAGGGACUCAGCAACGGCCAACGGGCCUUGUGUCACAGCCCAAUCCUCUCGACAUUCGAAUCUACCUGAACAAGCGACCUGGGGACAAUCAGGUUGCGAAACCCCCUCCCACCGAGGGCAAGGUACCUCUCGAUGACGAAAGUCAAAGAGGCCGAUUCGGGUGGACUAGCUUUGGCAAGUGCCACAUCCCGUACAUAUUUCGCGGCACCGAAAAGUACUGCGCCGUUCGCAUUCUAGAGUCUAAGUUGCUGAACAAGUACCUGAGCUACCUGCACUCGGAUAUCUACAGUUGUACGUGUAUAAGGAGCUACUACAUAACGGAGGCCGAGAGCAAGCUCUUCAACGAGAUCAACGCCAAGCACUGUGAGAAUCAGUUCGGGAGGGAACAGUUCACGUGCAAAGACCUGGUCGUUCGGCUGGCGGAUGCCAAGGAGUUCUACGCGUUCCUGGACGUGUGCUACACCAAGCUCAAUGCUGGAACGAGUCAAAAUGUCCCGUCUGCGCAAAAGGCAGAGAAAUGUGGUUUCAUUCGUAUUAAUAAGGAAUCGGUUGUUCCUUACACAGUGAAAGACCGCUUGAAGUACGUUCCUCUGUUUUACUUCGAGGGUGAGACCGAUAAUCUCAAACUCAAGGCAGAAAAGCUCGAAGGCUGGGACUUGUCGUACUUGAAGUUUUGUUGUAAAGUACAGGGUAUACGAAAUGAACUGUUUGCUAGUGAAACGUGUUCCGUGAUUAGUUUGAGCGACAUCAAGAGUUACUUUCCACCCGGUACGGGUUUCGAGGAUUACUGGCCGAGUAAAGUGAUGGACUCGCAGUUAUUAGUGAGCAGUAAAGGCGGUGGUGGCGGAGGUGGCUGGACGAAACAGCCACCUACACCACCUGUGACCAAACCGGCACCAGUGCAGAAUAAUGCCAACAAGGUGGCACUAAAUUCACGUGGCGCUACCAUGCAGACUAUUGUCCCGCGGUGUGUUACGGCGGGUACCACGAUACAGAGGGUAGGUCAACCGAGGCCAGUCGUCACUACCCUCCCUGCGCACUCUGCUCCAACGGCGGUUCCUCCAGGGAGAACCAGUGCUGUUACACAGCCCAUGUUGAAUGCGGUGCAAGCGGUUUGCAAUGGUUGGACCGGUCUCGUCGGUGGACAGCCUACUUUCCAGGCUGCACUCGUUUCUCAACCCAACCAUCCUCCAUCCGUCAACCGUAUAAGCAAUGCUACUCUGAAUAUGCAUAAUCAAAUUUCCACGACGAACAAGACUACGUAUCCACAGCAGAGUAGGAGUAGAGGGGGUGGUAGCGGAGCAGCGGCUCAGUAUCCAGGAGUCUAUCCAGUUACGACAAUGCAAGCUGCGGCUCAGGCCCAACCACCCCCUCUGAUCAGAGCCACAGCCCACUCGAGUCAGCCCAAUCUCGGGGUUACAACCACCUACACGACGCCUAGUCUGGGCGUCCCAAACGCUGUUAACGCAGGGACGUAUCCGCAAAUGUUGGGCUUAAGUGCCGAACAAGUGCAGGCCCUGAUGCCACCUCCACCUGCAUCGGCACCCUCCCUCAUGACACACCCCUCGAGGCACACACCACCAGGUCAUACAUCACAGGGUCAUACUCCGUCAGGCCAUACACCACCUGGACAUAAUACCGCACACGCGAAAUAUCCACCACCUCUGAUACCAGUCAAUGGCAAUAGCAACGGAGCCAGGGACUCAAGGGGGCGGAAGCCGUUGCUCCCCAUACUCGAGACGCUCAGCUCGUCUUGUCAUGUACAACCGUACCAGAUGCAGAAGGCACUGGUGGAGGACAAGAUGGUGCCUUGUAUCAACGCGAAACCGUACAUCUACACCGAGCUCUUGAUGACCCUGGCCGACUUUGUAACUCAGUAUUUUCCUGCCUGCGACAUCAACAAUUGCAGGCAGGUUUUAACCGACGUCCUCGGCGUGGACUUGUACCAGGGGAACAGACUGCAGAUGAAGAUGCUCAUGGACGCUGGGAAGUGUUCCUCGAUGAACGAAGAGCUACCCCUGAUCCCCGUCAGGAGCAUUAUGAAGUACAUGCCGCAGAUGAAGUACAUGUUCAACAAUCGAAACGUCGUGAUGCCGGCCCCGGCACACUCGUCCGAAGAGCACCAGGCCAAAAAGCGACAACGCACCAGCUAGGACUGGCUACAGCCUUACUGGCCAACCUACGAUUAUUAUCAUUCGGCAUUCUAAAUGAUUUGCCGAUCGUCCCUCGUGUUAUACGUACGUGGCGAACCCGCGCGUCCCCCUUGGACCGAGCGGGACGCGAUAUUCGUCUUCGGCAAGUGAUAUAAUUGAAGUAACCGAGGCGAUUUUGACAGUUCGUACGCGCUCGUAAGGCUCAUCGCUUUCUCGGACGAGAAGACAUAAGUAUGUGUGGCACGUUCCCAAAGGAUAUCUCUUCGCAGGAGGUCUAUAAAGCGGUGUAUAUAGUUUUGUAAGAAGUGGGAAAUAGAGGUGUGCUGCUGUUUUUAAAUCGAUUACGAAGUCCAGCGUGGAUAGGCCUAAGAUCGAUCGCAUUGUCCGCGCUCUACUUACAUGGCAAUCGAUCGUCAUCGGCGCGACAUCGAUCGGGCAACUCCGUGAGAGUCGAUCCUCUGCAUUCGAACCUGUCCUCUCGGUAUAGGGCGGCAAUACAUGUCGAAGUAUAGAUGCUCUUCGUUUAGACGUUUUUAUAAACUGUCCGUUAGUUUCUCGAGUUUUAUCGCAAAAAUCGAGCGUCACCGGUUACGGCUCUGGAAGUUUGCGUUUCUUUGUCUUUAGUCAAAUGUAGUUAUUCUCUACGUUCUACGGGCAAAUCGAUCGCAACGUUGACACGUAUCGAAAGGAUAUAAGCAUUCGGAUGGAAUGGAUUUUCCUUCCGGGGCGGGAACAAAUGCAUUUUAUUUUAACGCUAAUCCAACACAUUUCUACGUUCCAACGGAGGGUGAGAUUCGCGGGGAGGUAAUCGAGAGUUGGGCGGAAUUUAUUUAUACCGAGUGGGUGGUUAUUUAAUUAAAAUAAUAGGUAUUUAAUUGAAGUCGCAUCUUUUAACGCGUCGGUUUAUCUCGCGCGUAUCUCCGUCCCCUCGUCGGAAUUAAGGUGUGACGUUUACUUUUGGAAUAAAAUGGAUUUGCUCGGGGGAUUACUUCUCUUCGUUACAAAUCGCGAGCAGCCAUUCGUAAAGAGUCGUAACGAACUCGACGGUCUUACGUUCAGCUGUCGACCCAUUCUGGCACACUUCUAAUUUUCUAUUCUUCGGGGGCAAGGACGCGGGAGAGUUUCGAGGGAGAAUUUUUUACGAGAGCACGAGACUCUCUCGGCGCUCGGUUCGAGUUAAUAGAACCGCGAUGCGACUAUUUGACUAAAUGUUACAUUCACGAUUGGAGUUCGCAUAUCCGAACGGCUGACAUUUCAAACGCUGAAAGUAAUGCCUGUUCAAGUUCCUAGUUGUUACAUAUGUAAUUUGACGAGUGAGACCACGGAGUAUCUACGAUGGGGUAAAUUACUGAUAGAAAUGAGAGAGAGAAAAAAAAAAAGAAAUGGAUUUAAGCGAAUGCCCUCUAUUAAUUAUCGAGAAUGCGCGCAAUCCGUAGAGAUCGUAAACCCACCCUGGAUGUUAUUAGUUUUGGGUGUACCCGCGGAAUUUUCUAAACACGUCUGAGAAUUAUCUGGUCUGUUUUUUUUCUUUUUUUUCUUUUUUUUUAAUUAUUCGAUUUGGUACGCCGUUUGCGUUUACUAAUGAAAAUUCGGGGCUCAUUGUUGUCGAACCGGUCAUUCGCGUGCAAUGUUACGCGGUAACGCUAAUUCACGCGAAGCAAAUAAACGUCAUUUGUUAAUGAUAAGUAGUUAGUGUUUUUAAUCGAGCUCUGCUUCCGAUAGCUUCUCAAAAUCACUGCGUGGCAUUCCGUUAACGCUGGAAGCACUUUUUCAAGUGUCCGAUGUACUCACGAGCGUGCAAUCACUCGCAAGAAAUAGAAAUCAUUGAAAUUCACAAUACAGGCACAUCGAUCAUUUCUUGAUCAAGUUUAGCAUAGUUCAGCUUUUUUUUUUUUUCGUUUAACCCACCAAUGCGUAGUAUUCCUUUGUUUUGUAGUUUUUUUUUUAUGUGCUCUGCAUCGAUUUAAUUUUCUUCGAGGCACCUCCAUAAGAAAUGCUGAGCCUAUGAUUAUGGUAUCAUGCAAGGAUUACGAUUCGUUAUAUGACGUGGUUGACACAAUUACAGGGAAUAAUCGAAGGAGAUCGGAUAAAAGUAAUUUGAACCCUUGCUUGGAGUGCUACAUUUGGAACAAUCAGAACAUACCUUCGUUUCUUAUUCAGUAUUCUCAUACCAAUGAGCAAUUGUUCGGCGUGAUCGUACAAUGAAAUUCCACGAUUAUCCACGAGUAAGGAGAACGGUACGCGAGCUCUGUUGUUUUCUGUUAUACUUUUUUUUUUCCUUUUUUGCAAACAAGACACCGAACACACCGCUUUGCAAUGGCUAUAAUUGUUACCGAAAAAUUCGACUGCUGCUUAUUAUACACGUAGUACUUACGUAGCCGUAGUAGAGUAGUGAUACGUUUACAGAAGAAAUAUUCCUCGAAAGAAGACAAAAAAAGAAAGAUAAGAAAGAAAGAACAAUGGUGAAAGUGCGGACCGAUAACACAAUCGCGGGUGUAAUUUAAUUACGUUUUGCCCACCACAAGUGGAAAUGGAUCCGGUCUACAAUCGCGAGAGUUAACGAAGAGCUACACACCUAUGUGGUCUUCCAUUCUGACCUAGAGUAUCUUAUGAGUACAAAAGGAGAUCACCUUGUUGUGUUAACCUGGACAUUGCGUUCAAGAGAACAACGCGGCACGCCACGCUGUUUCGCGAGAAGAUAACGAAAAGGGGACUUGAAAAACCAGCGGAAGGAAAAUUGCGUAUCGAACUCUUUCGUGUCGCCGUAGGAAAAAAUGGCAAAAAGAGAGAAGAGGAACAGACUGGGAUCUGUACGCGGUUGACUGAACAUUUAUUUCGUCGCUCGCUAAGAACACUGUAAAAAAAGCUCUAAAUACGAUGUAUAUGCUGGAAAGCUGUAUAUAAGAUGAUUAUAAUGUCAAAUUCACGAGGCCGAUCGUGGAUUUUAUAUACAAAACAAAAAAACUGCUUAGGUAUCCUGUUACGGUGAAAAUGGUAUAUUUUAUUAUUUAUAAAUUGUAUUUAGUGUCGAAGCAUGACUCGAAAGAUUAUAUUGCCAUUGAAAAGACUACAUGACGGACUGGCGUCUCUGGCUUCGUUGGCCCACUAUUAUCGCAUUAUCUCGUCCACUUUGCACUAAUCUCUCUCUCUCUCCCUCAUUAAAAGGCACGUCCUCCAAAAUCCGGAAAAUAAUUCCAGAGACAUUUGUUUCAACAUCUCGUUUUACUGCUGUUAACGCAUUGGAACAUUCCUUGGGUGCCUUCCAUUGGAGGCUUCGGGUUUUUGUCCUACGCAUUAUCUGUUAAUUAUAUCAGCUGGCGCGAUAGAUGUUCUUUCGGUACAUUUUACACUUUUCGGAAAAUAUUGGUUUUCUUUUUUUUUUUAGUUUUCCAGCGAAUUUUGUCGCGAUGUGCUCUCGAAUUGUUCCUUCCGAUAAGGCGUUGCUCAUUUUCAUCUAUACGUUAUUUAUCUUCUCUUUCGCUCUCCUUUCUUUCUUUCUUUUUUUUUUUUAUACGGAAAACUUAAUGCGAACGAAACGUCGGUUUUGCGAGAAACAAAUCGUUUAUAAGCGUUUCGCUUAAUUACGAAUCUCGGAAAGGAGUUCCGCGAGACCCCAGUCCAAUACCUAGAAAUUCUUUCUAAGUACUAGAUUAGCGCAUUUAUUUGUUAAAACACUUGUUACGAUAAUACGUGUAUUAUAAUUUAUCAUAACUUCAUCUGUAAAUAUAGCCUAUAAGCAUUACUUAGAAAUAAUAGAUAUUUCAAAUAAAUUGAUGAUAUAACUGAAA
Orussus abietinus is the source of this 6971-nucleotide messenger RNA. RefSeq lists its product as uncharacterized. Lineage: Eukaryota; Metazoa; Arthropoda; Insecta; Hymenoptera; Orussidae. The record is from RefSeq and is a predicted model, not a curated record. Bases 898 to 3183 code for a protein of 761 amino acids. The transcript is spliced from 6 exons.